AUGACUCAUUUGCAAGCAGGUCUCUCCCCGGAGACUCUGGAGAAAGCCCGGCUGGAGCUGAACGAGAACCCCGACACCUUGCACCAGGACAUCCAGGAGGUGCGGGACAUGGUGAUCACCCGGCCGGACAUCGGCUUUCUCCGCACCGACGAUGCCUUCAUCCUGCGGUUCCUACGGGCCAGGAAGUUUCAGCACUUCGAGGCGUUUCGCCUCCUGGCCCAGUACUUUGAGUAUCGCCAGCAGAACCUGGACAUGUUCAAGAGCUUCAAGGCCACAGACCCGGGCAUCAAGCAGGCGCUGAAGGAUGGCUUCCCUGGCGGGCUGGCCAACCUGGACCACUACGGCAGGAAGAUCCUCGUCCUUUUUGCUGCCAACUGGGACCAGAGCAGGUACACACUGGUGGAUAUUUUGCGCGCCAUACUUCUUUCUUUAGAAGCCAUGAUAGAAGACCCUGAGCUUCAAGUGAAUGGAUUUGUUUUGAUUAUAGACUGGAGCAACUUCACUUUCAAGCAGGCCUCCAAGCUCACACCAAGCAUGCUUAGAUUAGCCAUAGAGGGCCUUCAGGACAGUUUUCCAGCUCGGUUUGGAGGAAUACAUUUUGUCAAUCAGCCGUGGUAUAUCCAUGCCCUCUACACGGUUAUACGGCCCUUUUUAAAGGAGAAGACACGAAAAAGGAUAUUCCUGCAUGGUAAUAACCUCAACAGCCUGCAUCAGCUAAUACACCCUGAGAUCCUGCCUUCAGAGUUUGGAGGAAUGUUGCCGCCCUACGACAUGGGGACAUGGGCAAGAACACUGCUUGACCAUGAAUAUGAUGAUGACAGCGAAUGCAAUGCGGACUCCUACAACGCUCCUGCAAAGGAUAUAGAAAAGGACCUCUCUCCCAAAUCCAUGAAAAGGUCUCAGUCAGUUGUGGAUCCUGGGGUACUGAAACGCAUGGAUAAGAAUGAGGAAGAAAACAUGCAGCCUUUGCUUUCACUUGACUAACAGUUCCUGAGAAUUGGACAUGAACUGAGGUGGAAGGCACUGCCUCUAAGCAACAAGCAAACCAUUGGGAAGGAGUGUACCAGCUGGAAUCCUAUUUACUCAUGUUAAUGUAGCAUAAUGGCAGCAGGCAGCAGGUUUUACUAUUCUGCCUGAAUUCUGGAUGCCCUGGGGUGAAAAAGAAGAGGAGAAAAAAGGAAAAUAAAAU
Balearica regulorum gibbericeps (East African grey crowned-crane) is the source of this 1189-nucleotide messenger RNA. It is a transcript of the gene CLVS2, whose product is annotated as clavesin 2. Gene Ontology annotation, biological process: lysosome organization. The record is from RefSeq and is a predicted model, not a curated record. Gene Ontology annotation, molecular function: phosphatidylinositol bisphosphate binding. Gene Ontology annotation, cellular component: membrane; trans-Golgi network; endosome. NCBI's taxonomy places the organism in Eukaryota, Metazoa, Chordata, Aves, Gruiformes, Gruidae.